GGGCUCAAGAUUGUCCAGCAUGACAAAGAAGAGCCAUGGGCGCGGGCGGCAGUACCAAACCUGAGCCAAAGGUAAGUACAACAUCAACUGCUUCCGCUGGCGGAAGGGCUGUAGCGGUUGGCACCGCCAGUGGCGGUGGCAGUGGCGGCGUGGUUCGCUCGUCGUCGGGUCCAGAUCCGUCGAGGAAGACAUCGGAUCCAAAGCCAUCGGUACCGAAAGAGAGCAUCAAGAGCACCGCGAAUCCCACGAGUGAUGGCUUGCCAGAGUAUUGGUACCACAACAAGAUGCCUUCGAACGUGAGCUUUGAUGAAAUGUACUACACACAAGACAAAGACAUUCACAGUACUUUCGACGAGCUGUUCAAGGAAUCAUACGUGGCAAGCGCAACGCGGGACCGGAAAUGCCCCACGGGAGAGCAUGGCUCAACACCUGGGGGGUGCGAAUGUGUCAAGCCCGGGGGAGAUCCUGGACUGCCUGUGGCUUUCCGAACGCGCCGGGUCAUCAGAGUCGAGGCAUCUGAGAUGUGGCGAAGUUAUGUGAAAAAGCGAAAUGUGAUUCGCAACAGACGGGCCGAAGGAGUGGAGCCGAUGGAUCCGCCACCUAAGACGCAGAGUGUGGUGGACAGCCAUUCAGGCAUGUUCGCUCCUUUGGAUCCAACCGUGAACGAGCUUUAUGCUUUUCAUGGCACGUUUGUUCGGUAUGCCCUCUCUAUUGCUGAGAAUGACUUCAACAUCGACUUGGCCGGCUCCAGCACAGGCACCCUUUAUGGCAGAGGUGCUUAUCUUGGAGAGUCGAUCACCAAGGCGGAUGAGUAUGCCAAAGAUGAGCCAGGCGGCUUCUAUGAGGGUGUCUUCGCAGUCUUGGUGUGCCGAGUCACCAUGGGAAAGAUGAAUGUCACAUCCAGUGACACAGAAGCUGGGGAGAAAGUCAAGCGAAUGGAAUAUGACAGCACUUGUGGAAAGCGUUUGUUUCGGGAGCUAGUGAUCUACUAUUCCGACCAAUGCUACCCAGAGUACCUGGUGCUGUAUCAGCGGGUCCAUGCAAAGGAUGUUGAAGAUGAGAUUAGCAAUGUCUUGAAGCGGAAGUUUUUUAUGCAGGUGCCCCUGCACUGGAGGAAUGUCGCAACCGACUUGACCAAGAAGCACUUUCGGGAUCACCAUGAACUCGCAGACUCUGGCUAUCAGCACAUGCAAUGCUUAGUGAACCAAGCACGUGUUGCUCCCAGCCGGAAACUUCAGAGAGUCCUUCGGCUGGAGGAUUCCAGCUUGUGGGAACAAUUCGUGGAGUUCAAGAGAGACCUGCGUGAGCGCUUGGGUGGCGAGGAAGGCAUCUCAGCUGUGACUUCCGAGAUGGACAACAAGCUGAAGGUGAAUGCUGUGGAGAAAGACUUGAGAGCCCUUAUGAAACGGCCAUGCAAGUUCUUGAAGUCCGGCUGCAAGCGAGGGGACAAGUGCAAGUUUUCCCAUAACGAGUUUGCAGCCGCUAUGGAUGACAUGGGCCUGGCAGCCUCGCGGCGUCUCCCAGUGGAUGAGUUGGAUCGACGACUGCACGAAGGAUUUCUUUGGCUUGCAUGUUCAACACAUGACGAAGCGGAGGAAGUCAGUACCGGGAAGAGUUGUAAAGGGACCUGUUUCUUCGAGAAUUUGGACACCGCUCUGAAGGAGGUGAAGUCCAAGGACGGGUUGAAAUAUGCCAUCCUUUGUCGAGUCCUGUGUGGUGUGCCUGGGGAUGAUUCCUCAGCGAGUGAUGACAAAGAUUGCGUCAUUUUGAAGGUCGACUCGAAUAAUCGGAGGCAAGUCCUCAUUAAGGAGUCAAGUGCUGUUUAUCCCGAGUACUUCUUGGAGCUUUACUCCCAAGAGGAUGAAGAAGCUGAGAAGGCUGCCGCUGAGGCUCCCGAGACUGCUGAGGCUCCUGAAGGAGGAGAUGAAGCCGCAGGUUUUUCCAACGCCGUGGAAGAAGCUCCGGAGGAUGCUCCUGUUGAAGCAGAUGAGGAACUUAGCGAGGAAGAGAGACGGGCGCUGGAAGAACCGCUUCACCUCGGAAACGGAAACGAGGAAAUUGGAAAUGAUGAGUUGCCAGUACCUGUGAGAGAUCCAGAUGAUAUCUCUGAAGAAGGCUCGGAUCCAGGUGAUCCAGGUGACGUCCACGAGGACGAAAUAAGAUAUGGCGAUGACGAAGAAAGUGACGUCGAUCCCGCCGACCUUGGGCCCUACUGGUACAUCAAAAGAGAUGACAGUGGCAUGAUGGACGGCGAACCUUCCGAGUUACCUGAGGAUGCCAUUGCGUGUGCCGAAAGGGAAGCUGAAUGGGGGGACUUCAUCAUAGUUGUGGAUAAGAAUUUCAAAAUCCUCAAGCAGUGGAAUCAGCCCAAGGGAAAGGCGGCUGCAAAGCUGAAUGAGAUGAGAGAAUUCUGGGAGCUCAGCAAAGAUGAUGAGGAGUGGAGCUCCGAUGGUUCUUACUUCUGAGUUGACACUACGAUUCCAGAAAUGGCACUGAGCCGCCUGAGCCUCGCCACGCCACGUGCCUAAUUGUCUCACAACAAGUGGAGCUCGGAAGUUCACCACUCAGUGACAGCCUAAAGGCUUGACGUUCAAACUGAGUGAGUUGGAUUUCAGUCACCAUUUGUACCAAGGAAGGAUAAGAAAA
Molecule: messenger RNA, 2646 nt
Organism: Cladocopium goreaui
Lineage: Eukaryota; Dinophyceae; Suessiales; Symbiodiniaceae
Source: the annotation of a GenBank genome assembly